AUGGCUCCUACAAAGCAUCCUGCCAGCAAAUCCACCGGUGGCAAAGCACCCAGGAAACAAAUGGCUAAAAAAGCCGUUCGCAAGAGUGCGCCCUCUACUGGAGGCGUGAAGAAACCUCAUCGCUACAGGCCUGGUACUGUGACACUCUGUGAAAUCAGAGGCUAUCAGAAGUCCACUGAACUUCUCAUUUGCAUGUUCCCCUUUCAGCAUCUGGUGCGAGAAAUUGCUCAGGGCUUUAAAACAGAUCUACGCUUCCAGAGUGCAGCUAUUGGUGCUUUGCAGGAGGCAAGUGAGGCCUAUGUGGUUGGCCUUCUUGAAGACACCAACCUGUGUGCUAUCCAUGCCAAACGUGUAACAAUUAUGCCAAAAGAUAUCCAGCUAGCACGCCUCAUACACUGAGAACGUGCUUAAGAGUCCACUAUGAGGGGAAACAUUUCAUUCU
Messenger RNA from Acomys russatus (golden spiny mouse), 442 nucleotides. Its product is annotated as histone H3.3A-like. Gene Ontology annotation, molecular function: DNA binding; structural constituent of chromatin; protein heterodimerization activity. Bases 1 to 399 code for a protein of 132 amino acids. NCBI's taxonomy places the organism in Eukaryota, Metazoa, Chordata, Mammalia, Rodentia, Muridae. The transcript has a single exon. Gene Ontology annotation, cellular component: nucleosome. The record is from RefSeq and is a predicted model, not a curated record.